Gossypium arboreum is the source of this 1124-nucleotide messenger RNA. RefSeq names its product methylthioribose kinase-like. Lineage: Eukaryota; Viridiplantae; Streptophyta; Magnoliopsida; Malvales; Malvaceae. Bases 576 to 899 code for a protein of 107 amino acids. The record is from RefSeq and is a predicted model, not a curated record. The transcript has 3 exons.
AAAGACGACAGUGGAAGAAUCAAAGGUGUGAAGCAUGCAUAUGACUCGAAAACAUGUCCAAGUUCAUUCCCGACGGUAAAAACCAAGUACUACAAAAAUGCCUUCAUAUAUAUCUUCACCAGUUUCCCCGAUGCAAACCAAACAGUAAGCUAGUGUUUCAUUUUCAGACCAAACAGUAAAGCCCCCAACCCCCCAAAUCGGUCCCAUUUCAACGGAAUCAAUCAUUGAGUACAUAGAAAAGACGCCGUCUUUGUCGUCGGAGAUCGGCAACAGGCACGACGAUGUGACGAUAAAGGAAGCCGGAGAUGGCAACCUUAAUUUCGUCUACAUCGUCGUUGCCACUUGUGCUUCUUUUAUCAUCCAACAGUGGCUGAAUGUUGUGGGAAUGUGGAACUCUGUAGGCUCAGUGAGCAAGUUGUUUUCUCUGAUCCAUAUCUUUACUUACACAGAGCUAGACAUAAGAAUUUACCUUGCAUAUAGCUUUGUUUACAGGCUGCAAAACAUGAUUUAUAGACACUAUAUAGGCAUGGCUGAAUUUCAUAUUGCAAUGCAGAUAUACAAAGAGUGGAGAUUGAAUGGAGCAAACAUGGGAUCUUUUCCACCAAAAACUCAACAAGGAUGAGUCAGGGAAGGCUUAUCUUCCAGCAAUAUAUCACCUUAUCCAAGAGGAAUAUAUGAAGGAAUUGUUCCAUGACACACUUGGUUUUGGUGUUGCUAAGAUGAUAAGGAGAAUUGGUGGUGUUGAUCAUGUUGAGGACUUUGAAUCAAUCAGAGAAGGUAGCAUAAGAGCAGAUAGUGAGGCAAAGGCACUUGAAUUAGCCAACUCUCUUCUCAAGGAGAAGCAACAAUUCUUGGCCAUUGGUGAAGUUAUAUCACCCAUCAUGCAAGUCCAAUCAUGAUGGAAAUCACCUGAAAAUUGAUAUCGGUUCCCUCAGUAAAAAUCUUCAAAUACAUUUGUAGAUAUAUAUAUACACAGUGAGUGAGUAAUGUGUGUAUAUAUAUAUAUACCUCAAAACUGAUAUUGGUUCCCUCAAAAAAACUUCAAAUAUGUAUGUAUAAUCGUUGAGCUACUGUAUUGUCUGCAUUUAGCAAUCCUUUGUGCUAAAUAAAUGGAAGGUUUUCCA